Schistocerca gregaria is the source of this 1730-nucleotide messenger RNA. Its product is annotated as serine protease Hayan-like. Gene Ontology annotation, biological process: proteolysis. The transcript is spliced from 7 exons. Bases 97 to 1344 code for a protein of 415 amino acids. The record is from RefSeq and is a predicted model, not a curated record. Lineage: Eukaryota; Metazoa; Arthropoda; Insecta; Orthoptera; Acrididae. Gene Ontology annotation, molecular function: serine-type endopeptidase activity.
CCCUGUCUGCUGCAGAGGGAAGAGGGACCUAUAAGAGCGCCCGGCGGAGGACCGCCAUCUGUCAGUGCCCGCCUCUCUCCACGCGCAGACGGGGCAAUGACGUCGGCUCGCAUGUGCCUCCGGACCGGUCUGUGGGCCGCCUGCGCGAUUGCCGUCUUCCUGCGGGCAGCCGGCGGAGUACCGCGGCAGCUCAACGAGGGCGACAGGUGCCGCGACGGCGGUGCCUCCGGGCGGUGCGUGGCGGUGGGUGCCUGCGCCUCGGCCAGGCGCGCCCUGCGGCAGCGGCGGCCUCCGCCCCCGCGCUGCGGCUUCGUGGGCGACCAGGAGGUGGUCUGCUGCACCGAGGCCGCCAACGUCGUGGUCGGCGGCGGCGGGGGCGGCCGUCGCGGGGAGCGCCUCCACGGCAAUGGCCUCGACUACGACGACCCGCGCCGCGACGGCGACGGCGACGACGACGACGACGACGACGGGGAGGACAGCGACGGGCGCGACGGCAGCGCCGCGACUGCUGGCGGCCGCGACUUCCGCCGCCGGCAGCAGGCGGCCGCCUCGAAGCGGCGCAGCGACGCCGUGUGUGAGACCUACAAGGCGAUCCAGAACGGCCCCACCAACCACAUCCUGGGAGGCCACGACGCCCGGGACGAAGAGUUUCCGCACAUGGCUGCCCUCGGCUACCAGGUGCCGGGCAAGAAGGAGCUGAGCUGGCUGUGUUCCGGCUCCCUCAUCAGCGACCAGUACGUGCUGACGGCGGCCCACUGCUGCAACAACAGGGACAGACCGCCGCCUGUGAGGGUGCAGCUGGGCACGGCCAACCUGAGCUCCCCGAGGGCCGGCAGCGCGCGCUACGGCAUCAGCGACAUCGUCAUCCACGCGGACUACAGCAGGUCCUCGUACAGGGCGGACAUCGCGCUGCUCAGGCUGGACAGGAGGGUCUCGUUCAGCAGGACCGUCUCGCCGGCCUGCCUCUACACCAGGAGCGGCGACCCGCCGGCCGCUCUCACAGUCACCGGCUGGGGGGCCACCAACCCGCUGGGUACGAAGCAGAGUCGAGUUCUGCAAAAGGCCACCGUCCGGUCGCUUCCCUCCUCGCGCUGCCAGCAGUACAGGCAGCGGUUCCCAGAAGGCCUCGAUUCGUCUGUCGUCUGCGCUGGUGACCCACAAGGAGUGGCUGCCAUCUGUGACGGUGAUUCUGGAGGUCCCCUCGUAGCAAAGGAAGAUACCUUUACCUACUCGAUCGUCGGAAUAACCAGCAUAGGACCCAGCCCUUGCGGCGGAAACAUCCCGAGCCUGUACACCCGUGUUUCCAGCUACAUUGACUGGGUAGAAAAAUACGUCUGGCCAUAGAAUCAUUGGUUCUUCUGUGUGGUUCUUUCUUGCAACUCAGUACAAAUCUUUCGACUUCUUCAGCGAUACACCGUUUGGGAAAACAAGCAGAAGUGUGCAUAGCAGUCCUCGAUUGUGAAGUGUAACAUUAAGAAGUCUGUUUACUUGUGGCUGUAAUGAUGGUGCUUGUUGGAACGAGGUCAUUCAGUCACAAUCACAGUCACAUAGUUAUAGUAUGUGACGCCUGUGUGUCAACGAGUUGUUCAAGGUGACAUCAGUUUUUCGUAACAAGUAGUUUAUUUUUAUUUAUUUUUUGAAAGUAGAUGUAUGUGAAUAUGAAUACCGAAAAAGUAUUUUGAAAAUUUUCGACUCGUAUACAGUUAGUCCCAUUGGCCGAUAAAUAAAAA